Molecule: messenger RNA, 5361 nt
Organism: Gekko japonicus
Lineage: Eukaryota; Metazoa; Chordata; Lepidosauria; Squamata; Gekkonidae
Gene: ADAMTS7
Product: ADAM metallopeptidase with thrombospondin type 1 motif 7
Exons: 25
Coding region: 1-5124 (1707 amino acids)
Biological process (GO): proteolysis; extracellular matrix organization
Cellular component (GO): extracellular matrix
Molecular function (GO): metalloendopeptidase activity
Source: RefSeq, a predicted model, not a curated record
AUGGGUGCAGGAUCCAGUCACACCGCAGAGUCUGACUACGAUAUUGUCUACCCGGUCAAGGUGUCCGAGAGGGGAUUCUUUCUCUCCUACAACCUGUCCCACCGCUUCCUCUACAAAAGGGCCACCUCCUCUCAGAACUCCCUGCGGUCCUUCUACCAGCUGCGCCACCAGGGACGUCAGCUGAGCUUCCGCCUGCGCCUGAACGGCCACCUCCUGGCUCCCGGGUUUGUUAGCGAGAGGCGAUACGGAGGCAUAGCUCAUGCCAAGAUCUGGGCUGACGGGCAGAACUCUUGCCACAUGAUUGGGUCGGUUCAGAAUGAGGAACGGGAACGUGGAUUGGCUGCACUCAGCACCUGCGACGGGCUGAAAGGUGUCUUCCGGCUGGCUGACGAGGACUUCUUCAUCGAGCCGCUCUCUGCAGGCGAGCCCCGGGGGAACGCAGCCCAACCCCACAAGAUCUAUCGACGCAGCGCUUCCGAAUACGAGGCAGAAGAGCUGAUCGCUGUGGCAAACACCAAGCCCGCAGAUGUCAGGAUGUGUGGAGCGCAAGGUAACGAUAAGUCCGAGAAGCGGAGGGAGCGGUGGGAACAGAAGCAGCCGAGGAGGCGCCAGAUCAAGCAACGCUCCGUCAGCAAGGAGAAGUGGGUGGAGACCUUGGUGGUCGCCGACACCAAGAUGGUGGAGUACCACGGGAGUGAGAAUGUGGAGAAGUACGUCCUGACUGUCAUGAACAUGGUGGCAGGUUUAUUCCAUGACGCCAGCAUCGGGAACCCCAUCCACAUCUCCAUUGUGCGCCUGAUCUUUCUAGAAGAGGAGGAGGAGGACCUGAAAAUCACCCACCACGCAGACAACACCCUGCGGAGUUUUUGCAAGUGGCAGAAAGCCAUCAACGUGAAAGCGGACACUCACCCGCUACACCAUGACGUCGCCGUCCUACUCACGAGGAAAGACAUCUGUGCUGCCAUGAAUCGUCCAUGCGAGACGCUGGGCUUGUCUCAUGUCUCGGGCAUGUGCCAGCCCCACAGGAGCUGCAACAUCAACGAGGACACCGGGCUUCCUCUGGCGUUCACCGUGGCCCAUGAGCUCGGACAUAGUUUUGGGAUUCAGCAUGACGGAAGCGGCAAUGACUGUGAGCCAGUUGGGAAAAGACCUUUCAUCAUGUCUCCACAGCUCCUGUACGACACCUCGCCCCUCACCUGGUCCCGCUGCAGCAGGGAAUACCUCACCCGCUUCCUGGACCGCGGUUGGGGGCUCUGCCUGGACGACCCACCAGCCAAAGAUGUGAUAGACUAUCCCUCCAUCCCGCCGGGAGUCCUCUACGAUGUCAGCCACCAGUGCCGGCUACAGUACGGACCCUACUCCACCUUCUGUGAGGACAUGGAUAGCGUCUGCAGCACACUGUGGUGCUCCGUGGGGAACACGUGUCACUCCAAGCUGGACGCGGCCGUCGACGGAACCAAAUGUGACGAGAAGAAGUGGUGCUUCAACGGGGAGUGCGUGCACAUGGGGUACCGCCCAGAGUCCAUCGACGGAGGCUGGGGCGCUUGGAGCUCCUGGGCCGCCUGCUCACGGACUUGCGGUGCCGGACUGCAGAAUGCGGAGCGGCAGUGCAACAGGCCCACGCCAAAAUAUGGUGGCAAAUAUUGCGUUGGGGAACGAAAGCGCUUCAGGGUCUGCAGCAUGAAGACCUGCCCCCCGGACCAGCCGUCCUUCCGCCACAUCCAGUGCAGCCGCUUUGAUGCCAGGCCCUACAAAGGGAAGCUUUACAAGUGGACCCCAGUUCCUAAUAACAUUAAUCCCUGUGAACUGCACUGCCGUCCAGAGAACGAGUUCUUUGCAGAGAAGCUCCGCGACGCAGUCAUCGAUGGGACUCCUUGUUUUGAGGGGAACUCCAGCCGGGACAUGUGCAUCAACGGGAUCUGUAAGAAUAUCGGCUGUGACUUCGAAAUCGAUUCCUACGCCGUGGAGGACCGGUGUGGCGUGUGCCAAGGGGACGGGUCCACUUGUCAAACCGUCAAGAAGACCUUUGAGAAGAGCGAGGGGCGGGGUUACGUCGAUGUCGGGCUGAUCCCCGCUGGGGCGCGAGAGAUUCAGAUUGAGGAAGUGGCCGAAGCUGAGAACUUCCUGGCGCUGAGGAGCGAAGAUCCAAAGAAGUACUUCCUGAAUGGCGACUGGACCAUCCAGUGGAAUGGCGACUACGAGGUGGCUGGGACAACCUUCACCUACGAGCGAACGGGGAACUGGGAGAACCUCACCUCUCCGGGCCCCACCGAGGAGCCCGUGUGGAUCCAGCUCUUAUUCCAGGAAAAGAAUCCAGGCGUCCGCUACCAAUACACGAUACAAAGGGAGUCUGAUAGCGAGAAUGAGAUUACCCCAGCCGAGUUCUUCUGGCAGUACGGAUCCUGGACGAAAUGCACGGCCACCUGUGGAACAGGUGUUCAGCGGCAGACGGUGCACUGCGUGGAGAAGGUGGCCGGCGUGGUGGAGGAGCAGUUCUGUGACGUGCUGAGCCGGCCCGAUGACAAGCGGAGGAGCUGCAGCGAGGAGCUGUGCCCAGCCAGGUGGUGGGUCGGAGAAUGGCAGGCGUGCUCGGCCACGUGUGGUGAUGCCGGGCUGACGAGGAGGAGCGUCCUCUGCCUUCAGAGCGUGGCCCCGGACGAGCAGCGGGCUCUGCAGCCCAGCGCAUGCCGGCACCUCUCCAAGCCCGACGCCACGGCCCCCUGCAACCGAGAGGUCUCCUGCCCGGCGUGGUGGAUCGUGGGCAACUGGUCUGAGUGCUCAGCGACCUGUGGGAACGGAACGCAGUGGCGCCCAGUUUAUUGCCCCGGUGAUUCCAGAGUGAGCUGUGAUCUGGCGCAGAGGCCGUUGUCUAGAACUGCCUGUUCCUUGCAGCCAUGCCAGAAGAAGGCCGAAAGCGCCCUCCUCGACUGGUCCGGCAGCGGCUCCUCCAGCCGGGAACUCUUUAACGACAUCCACUUCCUUCCAAAGGAGCGUCUCCCAAAAUAUAUCCCUCUGGGGCCCAACGCGGAAGACUUCAACGUCAUAACGGAGGACGAUUUUUCCUCAAACGGCAACAAAAAGGGAAACGUGUUUGUAGAUGAUUUUUACUACGAUUAUAAUUUUAUCAACUUCCACGAAGAUCUGUCUUACGACGUGGUUGAGGAAAAGGACAGCAGGAGAACGGACGCGAAGCCAGACGUUGGAGCGGAAACGGUCGACCACGAGAAGGACCCUGCAGGAUCACAGCCCAGAUUUCUCCCUCCCCUAAAAACAGCGAGUGGAUUCACGACGCUUCCCACCAGUGGGCAGAACGUUGAAGACGAACUGGAUGGCGUUCGGGACAGGAACACCGUUGUCGAUUUGCGCAAUACUUCUGUUGUGAGCUCCACAGCCACCUCCUUCCCGCUCCAGAGUGAGGUCACACAAACUACUCUUUGGGAAGACAGCCUCUCCACUUCCGCAACGGGAGGACAUUUCCCUUUUCCCAGCAGUGGCCCCGUGCCCCUGGAUGACACCCAAGGAGACUCUCUUACGCGUGCAGUUUUGAAAGAAGACACGGCAGCCACGGUUUCCUCCACCGGCUUCCCUUACUCGGUCUUUCUGACUUCAUCCCCCGCAUCUGGAACGAAGGAAGUCCCGAUGAGUGCAGUCACGGUGCCAGCUGCCGGAAUGGGUGGGCCGCCCCCGCUCUUCCCUCACCAGUCCUUUCCGUCUGCGGAAGCCACCCCAGGCCUUUCCACUACUCAGGGAAGGAGAGAGGAAAGCGAGGAUCCCGAUUACAUCACGAGCUCACGCAGUAACGAAAAGGACCAGACCGGCACGGAGGGUCCCCAGAUCCACCAGCUCUAUCCCAGCGGUGUUAAGCCCAGAGAGGAAAGCCCAGCCACGGCCACUUCUGUGUACCAGGAGGCCACAGUCGGACGUGGAAACGAGGUGCCUGGAUCUUCCCCAUCGAGCUCAUUAGAUCGUCCGUCCUCUACGGAGCCCAGCGUUUGGGAGCAGAAAGUCACCUCCCCCGGCCGUCUCCCUCCGUCGCUGCCCACGCCAAGACAGGAGAAGGCCAAUGAAAUAAAGGCGGAAUUGGACACCAAGUUCACAUCUUCCCACAAGGACCAAGAACUGUACAGAAAGAGCAACACAGUGCUGGGCAAAAACUCGCCCAAUGGCGUCCAGUGGACGUUCACCGACAGCGACGGAGUCCUUGGGCCCCGCCUCAACACUGAGAAGCAACAGGAAGUGGAAGGGGAGGAGGCGUCCUCCUUGGCACCGUCUGCGACCGUCACACCCGUCCCCGGGGCCCGCUGGGAAGCCGGAAACUGGAGUGAGUGCUCGACCACCUGUGGCCUGGGUGCCAUUUGGAGGACGGUGCGGUGCAGCUCCGGCGUGGAAGCAGACUGCGGCGCCACCAGGAAGCCCAUCCCUGCCCGCAGGUGUUACUUAAGACCAUGUUCUUCCUGGCACGUUGGCAACUGGAGCAAGUGCUCCAGGACCUGCGGAAGUGGCGUGAAGGUUCGGGACCUCAGCUGCAUCGACACACGAGACCUGCGGCCUCUUCGUCCGUUUCACUGCCAGGCCGUCCUCUAUAAGCCCCCGGCCAAGAUGCCCUGCCAGACCCAAGACUGCCUGGACUGGUACACCUCGUCCUGGAGGGAGUGUUCCGAGCUGUGUGGAGGAGGAGAGCAAGAGCGCCUGGUCACCUGCCCAGAGCCCGGGAGGUGCGACGAAGCCCUCCGGCCCAACAACACGAGACUCUGCAACACCCACCCCUGCACCAAGUGGACGGUGGGAUCCUGGGGGCAGUGCACGGCCACGUGUGGCGGAGGCGUCCAGAGGAGGCAAGUGAAGUGUGUGGACGUGAAGACUGGCGAGGCGGAAGAGGACAGUGGCCGGUGCGAUCACGAGCAGCGGCCAGAGAAGACCCAGAAGUGUGGUCUCCAAAACUGCCCCCACAGUGAGCCAGGCUUCCUCUGUGAGCGGGACCGUCUCUCCUUCGGCUUCUGCCAGACGCUGCUCUUCCUGGGGAGGUGCCACCUGCCCACGGUCAGCACGCAGUGCUGCGAGACCUGCCACCAACACGGCCGCGGCCCCCGGGAUCGUGGGAACGAGCGUGCCUCCCGGAGGUGAAGACUCCUCUUCCGGCAGCUGGGCGGUGAAGAGGAUCAGGAGGGUCUCCGGGAGACCACGUUCCACGAAGCAGGUCCCUCCCAGCCGGGGUGGGCAAAGAGUCUGUCUGUUCACCAUGUCGGGGUCUCGCCUGGGGCUCUGGUUAAGGCCCCCAGAUGGCAGGUGGGGCGGCCGGGGAGGGGCCGGAAGUGGCCAGGCGGUCCCACGUCCGACCAAUGAGCAUUCGAAGAAAAGAGG